Messenger RNA from Esox lucius (northern pike), 5717 nucleotides. It is a transcript of the gene nid2a, whose product is annotated as nidogen 2a (osteonidogen). Gene Ontology annotation, biological process: cell-matrix adhesion. Lineage: Eukaryota; Metazoa; Chordata; Actinopteri; Esociformes; Esocidae. Gene Ontology annotation, cellular component: basement membrane. Gene Ontology annotation, molecular function: calcium ion binding. The transcript is spliced from 25 exons. The record is from RefSeq and is a predicted model, not a curated record. The coding region runs from base 120 to 5285 and encodes 1721 amino acids.
AAUUUAUGCGGAUUUAAAUUCCAAUAGAACGUAUCAGCUUCUUAUCUCCCUGCAAGAGCUGGCGGGUGAUUCCCUCUUAACAGCUGCUAGGUCAAUGAGUAGCUUUUAAAACAUUUAUAAUGGCGCGGGGAAUAUUAACGAUAUUUCUACUUCAGUUGUCGUGGACUGUCCAUCUUGUAACUGCCAUUCAGAGGAAAGAUAUAUUUCCUUAUGGGACACCGAACGGCGAUUUUAUUCUUCAGAAUGGUGACGACGAGACAUCUAAAGUACUCGCGUUAAAGAGACCUCUCUAUUUCUAUGAAGCGCAAUUCAAUGAGCUAUAUGUUGCGACUAAUGGCAUUAUCUCAGCUCAGGACCUGCCUAUGGAGAAGCAGUAUGUUGACGACGGCUUUCCCACUGACUUCCCGGUAAUCGCCCCAUUUCUAUCCGACAUCGACACCAGCAAGGGGAAAGGCGCCAUCUACUACCGGGUCACAGAGUCGCCCACCCUUCUAAACCGAGUGGCACACGAGGUUCACCGUGGCUUCCCUGACGCCCGCUUCACACCAACCCAUGCCAUUAUCGCCACCUGGGAGAACGUGGCUGCCUAUGAGGAGAUAGCGCGGGACGCCGGUCAGUCUGACAGGUUGAACACAUUCCAGGCGGUGGUGGCCUACGAUGAGAACAAUUCCUAUGCCAUCUUCCUCUACCCUGAGGAUGGGCUGCAGUUCUUUGGGACACGCCCUAAAGAAUCUUACAAUGUGGAGAUUGAACUGCCUGCCAGGGUUGGCUUCAGCAGGGGGGAAGUGGCCUUCUUGAUCUUUUCUCGGGUGGAGGGACCCUACUACAGUGUUACCAACAAUGAGCAGAGUCUGAAAAACCUCUAUCAGGUUGGCAACACCGGCGUACCUGGUGUGUGGCUCUUCCAUAUUGGCAGCCGCUACUCUUUCCAAAAUGUGGUUCCAGCCUCCACGGGGGGUGCUCUUGCCACGCCACCCCCUAGAGGCCUGGAGACGUAUGAGAGCACUACUGCAGAGUACCCCGAGGCAGAGUAUACGGCACCAUUUGAAGAAGAAGAAGAGCUUGAAGAAGGCGAUUACUCCCCCAUCACUGACCCCGACUUCCAUUCCCCCGCUAUCCCUGAGUUCCAUGUGAACUCCCACCCGGACCGUGGAGCCCUACCUGGUCAUGCCCGUUUGCAGCCCUAUGGAGGUGACCUUCCUUUAACCUCCAACCCACAGUAUCGUGACCAUGACAAUAUUGACACGCCAACUCUAGUGUCCGGUCCGUCCGGACCAGCGGAGUACCCAGACCGAGUGCCCGAUCCCAGGAACAGGCCCCACCCCCCUCCCCUGGAGGAAGUCCAACCCCAGGCCGAAGCCCCCCAGGCAGUCCCCAGGCCGGAGCAUACCGCCCUAGAGGUGUUCCCCUACACCAGGGAGGAGAACAGCCCUCGUCUGGAGAGCAGUCCACCACUGGCCCCUGGUGGGGGCCAUAUUGUCGACGUGGUGGAGGAGGAGAACUUUGAAACAGGAGUGAUCCGGUACAGCACAGAGACCAAGCGGACUUGUGCCGUCUUCCAACAACAGUGUUCUCAGAACGCCUACUGCACCGACUACCCUGCCGGUUUCUGCUGCCAUUGCCGCACCGGGUUCUAUGGCAACGGCUGGCAAUGCCUACCUGACGGUGCCCCCCAUCGUGUCAAUGGCAAAGUGAGUGGGACAGUUAUAGUGGGUUCCACACCUGUGUACCUGAACAGCGUGGACCUGCACGCCUACAUCGUAGUGAGCGACGGACGGGCGUACACUGCCAUCAGUGAGGUACCGGAGAACGUAGGAUGGGCGCUGAUGCCUGUGGCGCCAAUCGGGGAAAUCUUUGGCUGGCUGUUUGCCAUGGAGCUGCCAAGCGGCCAGGCUGGCUUUAAGAUCACCGGCGCUGAGUUCACGCGCCACGCAGAGGUGACCUUUUACCCUGGGAACCAAAAGCUAACCAUCGUUCAGACUGCCCAAGGAUUGAACAGCGAUAACUACAUGACGGUGGACACCCGACUCCAUGGCAAUGUGCCCUUUAUCGCCGCCGGCUCCACUGUGCAGGUGGAGCCCUACAAGGACACCUAUCAGUACUACCCUUCUGUGGUGACAUCUGCAUCGGUGCGGGAGUUUACAGUGGUGUCAGCGGAACGGGGCUCAGAGACAUUUACGUUCCAGCUACGUCAGAACAUCACUUACCGUGACUGCCACCAUGGGCCACGAACGGGCCCGGAGACGCUACAGUUGACCACCGAACGGGUCUUUGUAAUGUACGUCAGGGACGAAAACAUCCUGAGAUACGCCAUCACCAACAAGAUAAGCUCUGUCGGAGAGGAAACUUCAGAACCUGUCCUGGUGAACCCAUGCUACGCAGGAACUCAUGAUUGCGACACCACUGCCCAGUGUCUACCAGGGGAGGGCCAGCAGUACCUGUGCCAGUGUGCCACUGGGUACAGGGGAGACGGACGCAACUGCUAUGACGUGGAUGAGUGUGUUGAGGGCCUCAGCCAAUGUGGUCCCCACACGCAAUGUGUGAACCUCCCAGGCACCCAUAGCUGUCAUUGUCAGGCCGGCUAUGAGUUUGGCUUUGAUGGGCGCACCUGCCUAGACAUUGACGAGUGCCGCUCUCAGCCCUGCCACCCCCAGGCCACUUGCACCAACACCCUAGGCUCCUUCCAGUGCCAGUGCCAACCCACGUUCCAAGGAGACGGCUUCCAGUGUUUCCCGAGCGAUGAAAAAACGGAUCGCCCGAAGACCCAGUGUGAACAGCAUAGAGACAGUUUAAAGGGUGGGUUUUCUCCCCGGGGGCCGCGACCUGUUCCUGGGGGCUUUGUCCCUCAGUGUGAUGAGCAGGGUCAGUACAGAGCCCUGCAGUGUCAUGGUUCUACUGGACACUGCUGGUGUGUGGACAGCAGGGGGCAAGAGAGAGCAGGGACAAGGACGCCACCCAGUGCUCCCCCCACCAACUGCGAAAAAACAGAUCAUCGUGAAAGGCCUAAGACUGAUUGUGAACAUCAUAGAGACAGUGUCCAGACAACCAGUCCUGAGGGGUACCCUAUCGUUGGGGCCUUUGUUCCCCAGUGUGAUGAGCACGGCCAGUACAGAGACCUCCAGUGUCACGGUUCUACUGGACACUGCUGGUGUGUGGACAACCGGGGGCAGGAGAGGGCCGGAACCAGGAAAGCACCUGGUGCUGGACAGCCUAACUGUAAUGAACCAGAUCAUCGUGAAAGGCCUAAGACUGACUGUGAACAUCAUAGAGACAGUGUCCAGACAACCAGUCCUGAGGGGUACCCUAUCGUUGGGGCCUUUGUUCCCCAGUGUGAUGAGCACGGCCAGUACAGAGACCUCCAGUGUCACGGUUCUACUGGACACUGCUGGUGUGUGGACAACAGGGGGCAGGAGAGGGCCGGAACUAGGAAAGCACCUGGUGCUGGACAACCUAACUGUAAUGAACCAGAUCAUCGUGAAAGGCCUAAGACUGACUGUGAACAUCAUAGAGACAGUGUCCAGACAACCAGUCCUGAGGGGUACCCUAUCGUUGGGGCCUUUGUUCCCCAGUGUGAUGAGCACGGCCAGUACAGAGACCUCCAGUGUCACGGUUCUACUGGACACUGCUGGUGUGUGGACAACCGGGGGCAGGAGAGGGCCGGAACCAGGAAAGCACCUGGUGCUGGACAGCCUAACUGUAAUGAACCAGAUCAUCGUGAAAGGCCUAAGACUGACUGUGAACAUCAUAGAGACAGUGUCCAGACAACCAGUCCUGAGGGGUACCCUAUCGUUGGGGCCUUUGUUCCCCAGUGUGAUGAGCACGGCCAGUACAGAGACCUCCAGUGUCACGGUUCUACUGGACACUGCUGGUGUGUGGACAACCGGGGGCAGGAGAGGGCCGGAACCAGGAAAGCACCUGGUGCUGGACAGCCUAACUGUAAUGAACCAGAUCAUCGUGAAAGGCCUAAGACUGACUGUGAACAUCAUAGAGACAGUGUCCAGACAACCAGUCCUGAGGGGUACCCUAUCGUUGGGGCCUUUGUUCCCCAGUGUGAUGAGCACGGCCAGUACAGAGACCUCCAGUGUCACGGUUCUACUGGACACUGCUGGUGUGUGGACAACCGGGGGCAGGAGAGGGCCGGAACCAGGAAAGCACCUGGUGCUGGACAGCCUAACUGUAAUGAACCAGAGGUCCUUCCCCCCACCCAGCGCCCGGAUACAGUGUGCGAGCGUUGGCGGGCCAGCCUUGUGGACCACUACGGGGGCAAACCCGAGCCGCAACACUACCUGCCCCAGUGUGACCGCGAGGGCCAGUUCAACCCCGUCCAGUGCUACGGCGACAGCAGCUACUGCUGGUGCGUGGACCGGGAUGGCCGCGAGGUGGCUGGGACCCGCUCUCACGAUGUGGUCAAGCCUGCCUGUAUCCCCACUGUAGCCCCUCCCACUAUGCACCCUCUACCUCGCCCUGAUAUGACCCCGCCCCCCUCAGGCACUUUCCUCCUGUAUGCCCAGGGACAACAGAUUGGGGCACUCCCUCUCAAAGGCACACACAUGGACUUGGAGCGCUCUUCCACACUACUUGCUUUGCAUGGCUCCAUUGUGGUGGGCAUCGACUACGACUGCAGGGAGGGAAAAGUGUACUGGACAGACCUGGCAGGCAGGACCAUCAACAGAGCCAAAAUGGAGCCUGGGGCCGAGCCUGAGACUCUUAUCAACACAGGUCUGACCAGUCCUGAGGGCUUGGCGGUGGAUGUACAGCGCAGGGCCAUGUUCUGGGUGGACAGCACACCAGACAAGAUUGAACGUGCCAACCUGGACGGUAGCGGAAGAAAGACUAUUUUUGAUACAGACCUGGUCAACCCCCGCGCCAUCAUUGUGGACUCAUCCACUGGAACCUUGUAUUGGACCGACUGGAACCGAGAGGCCCCGAAGAUUGAGAGCUCCUCAGUAGAUGGACACAACAGGAAGGUGCUGGUGAAGGAUGGGAUUGGCCUGCCCAAUGCCUUGACCUUUGACACAGUCAUGAGACAUGUGUGCUGGGCAGAUGCAGGGACCAAACGUCUGGAGUGCAUUGCGUCGGAUGGGACAGGUAGAAGGGUGAUCCACAGCAACCUGAACUACCCCUUCAGCAUGGUGUUCUACUCCAACCACUUCUACUUCACUGACUGGAGGCGGGAUGGAGUCAUUGCUUUAAAUCGGGACAACAGCCAGUUCACAGACGAAUACAUACCAGACCAAAGGUCUCACCUGUACGGCGUCACUGUAGCAACCACCCACUGUCUAUAAGGAAGACACCAAUGAUGUGUUUAAAAGGUGCUAUUUUGGGCAAGCCUUGAAAAGCUUGCCCCUGUGAGAACUCAUCCGAGAGAGACCACAAGAGGUGGCAAAGAGAAAACAUUCACAAUGAAGCAAAUUUACAAAUGCCAACCGUGACAACCCCCUCUAAAGAAAUUUUUGUAAAUUUGUUUCAUACCUCAUUUCAUAAUUUCUACUGUAUUUUUGUAUGUUUUUUUAAGUCAAAAGAAAAGUGCUUUAUAAAAGUAUAAGAUAUUUGAGCCACAAGUUCUAUUGUAAUUGUCAAUGUGUAUUGAAUGAACAACAGUAUGAGAAUUCUGUGCACUAACAAUUUUACCACAUUGCAUUGAUUUUUUUUUUAAUCCUUUUUAUCUUUUGUAAGAUGCGAUAUUUAUAACAAUAAAAUGUGAUUCAGGAUUUACA